Anguilla anguilla (European eel) is the source of this 809-nucleotide messenger RNA. Its product is annotated as placenta-specific gene 8 protein-like. The transcript is spliced from 4 exons. The coding region runs from base 102 to 551 and encodes 149 amino acids. Lineage: Eukaryota; Metazoa; Chordata; Actinopteri; Anguilliformes; Anguillidae. The record is from RefSeq and is a predicted model, not a curated record.
ACGCGCAGGUGCGAGUAGCCAUCACCUGCGUUCCACCUUCACAAUGAAAUCAGAAGGGUGCGCUGUCAGAGCAACAAGAGGCUGAGCAGCCAGAGAUCAAUAUGACAACUAAUGUGAUAAUCCAGCAGCCACCAGCGGUGCAAGUUGGGAUGGUUCAGUCAAAUCAGUGGAGCACAGGAAUCUGUGACUGCUUCGAUGACCUGCCUAGCUGCUGCCUCGGGUACUGGUGCUUCCCCUGUUUCGCCUGCAAGACGACUUCGGAAUUCGGGGAAUGCGCCUGUCUCCCCCUGGUGGACGGCCUGUGUAUACUCGCGCAGUUUGUCGGUAUACCCUCCUGUGUGCCCCCCGUUUCCUUUGCCAUGAGGGCCGGGGUGCGCAACAGAUACGGAAUCCAGGGAGACAUGUGUUCAGACUGCAUCUACGCAACCUUCUGCAACGUCUGCUCCUGGUGCCAGAUUUCCCGGGAGAUCAAGCGACGCAAACAGACCCUCCUCUUCGUCAACGUCCAGCCCACGCCCGUUGCCGCCGUACCUGUAGUCAUGCCAUCCUAACCCACUGCCCUGCUCUCACCCCCUACACCCCCGCUGAUGGUCCAGAAUAUAAGAAUAUGUUAGGAUAAAAGGCAUGGCAUGCGACCCGUGAGCAUAGCAACUGCUGCAUCUGCCACUGAUUUCCAAGUAGUGAAUGCACUGUUAUAUUUGUUGUUAAAGUAAAAAAUUGUAUCUUUUGUCAAACACCUACACUGAACUGUGGAUUAGUAUAUGCUUCUGUAAAACCAUCAGAAAAUAAAAUAAAAUACUUUAUUUCCA